Molecule: messenger RNA, 1610 nt
Organism: Seriola dumerili (greater amberjack)
Lineage: Eukaryota; Metazoa; Chordata; Actinopteri; Carangiformes; Carangidae
Gene: katnal2
Product: katanin catalytic subunit A1 like 2
Exons: 16
Coding region: 37-1593 (518 amino acids)
Molecular function (GO): ATP binding; ATP hydrolysis activity; protein binding
Source: RefSeq, a predicted model, not a curated record
CUGCCAGACUUGCUGUCUCACUAAUCUUUCAGAAUCAUGAUGGAGCUUUCAUAUCAAUCCAUGAAAAUUGCUCAUCAAGCCCGGGAGGCGGAUGAGCUGAGGACUGAAAUGAGGAGGAAGAGCCUUCUCAUCCUCAUCUACCACCACCUGCUGGGGCAAGGCUAUGUGGCAGCAGCAGUGGCCUUGGACCAGGAGACAAAUGGAGGUGUGAGGAAGUUCGAGGUUUGCGAUAACAUCGAUCUGGAGAUGGUGCUGAUGGAGUAUGAGAGUUAUCACUAUGUCAAGUUCCAGAAAUAUCCCAAACUUAUCAGAAGAACAGUAGAACCAGGUGAAAACAGAAUUGCAAAAGGUGGAGUAAAGAGGAGUCCUUGUUCAGCUGUAAAGCCUCUUCCCAAAAUCAAUCCGUCCCAGAGGCCACAGUCUGGAAACGGAGCAAAGAAGGCAGCCGCCAGUGAGAAUGGUUCGUCUGUUCCUUCAGAGUCAUCAGAGUUUGGUCUCAGUGUUUCCUCCAUUAAAAAUGGACCAGCAGGGGAAGUAGCCACAAUCAGGAAGGGACAGGUGACUGAUGGUAAGGGUUUAAUCCAGGAUGCUGUCAAAGGAUCUGGCAUUGACUCAGACCACAUGGAACGGCUGCUGAAGCCCCUCAGUGGCUUUUCUGGAAUGAGUGGUGAAAUGACAGAACUGGCUGCAAUCAUCAGCAGGGACAUCUAUUUGCACAGCCCCAACGUGCGAUGGGAGGACAUUGUCGGCCUGGAGGACGCCAAGCGAUUAGUCAAAGAGGCCGUCGUCUAUCCCAUUAAGUACCCACAACUGUUUACAGGCAUUCUGUCUCCAUGGAAGGGCUUGCUGCUCUAUGGCCCCCCAGGCACAGGUAAGACGCUUCUGGCCAAGGCCGUGGCCACAGAAUGUAAGACGACCUUCUUCAACAUCUCAGCCUCUAGCAUCGUCAGCAAGUGGAGGGGAGACUCUGAGAAACUGGUCAGGGUCCUGUUUGAGCUGGCCAGGUACCACGCCCCAUCCACCAUCUUCCUGGAUGAGCUGGAGUCAGUGAUGGGCCAGAGAGGAACCAGCAUGGGAGGAGAGCAUGAGGGCAGUCGCAGGAUGAAGACAGAGCUGCUGGUUCAGAUGGACGGACUGGCGAAAUCAGAAGACCUGGUGUUUGUACUGGCUGCCUCCAACCUGCCUUGGGAAUUGGACCACGCCAUGCUGAGGAGGUUAGAGAAGAGGAUUCUAGUGAGUCUUCCACAGUCACCUGCUCGCCAGGCUAUGAUCUCUCAUUGGCUGCCUCCUCUCAACUCCACAGGAGGAGUGGAGCUACGAACUGAGUUGGACUAUGAAACCCUGGCAAAAGGCAUGGAGGGUUACUCUGGCUCUGAUAUCAGAUUGGUGUGUAAAGAGGCUGCCAUGAGACCAGUCCGCAAGAUCUUUGAUGCUCUGGAGUCACAUCAGGAUGAAGACACUGACUUGCCAGCCAUCCAACUGGAAACUGUGACAACAGCUGACUUCCUGGAAGUCCUCGCACACACCAAACCCUCAGCCCGAAACUUGAUGGACAGAUACACAGCCUGGGAGAGAGAGUACGAGUCUGUCUGAAGACUGAAGAAUAAACA